This is a messenger RNA of Moneuplotes crassus, 878 nucleotides long. Lineage: Eukaryota; Ciliophora; Spirotrichea; Euplotida; Euplotidae. The record is from the annotation of a GenBank genome assembly.
UAUUUUGUAAAAAAUGGAAUUACCAUACAUUGAUAAUUUAGAGUUAGGAGGAUUCAAUUUUGAUAACACUUUGAGGAAUGAAGCCAUUAAGAAACAGACUGGUAAAGAACCAAUCGCUACAAGCACAGGAACUACUAUUGUAGGUAUUGCUUAUAAGGAUGGAGUUGUCAUGGCUGCAGAUACAAGAGCCACAGCUGGACCUACUGUUGGUGAUAAGAAUUGUUUUAAGCUCCAUUACCUAGCUCCUAACAUUUGGUGUGCUGGCUGUGGUACAGCUGCUGAUUGCGACCACGUUACGGAAAUGAUCAAGAGAGACCUUGAACUCCACAGGCUGAACACUGGAAGCCAGAAUAGGAUUGCUACUGCUGUGACUAAGUUCUCUAGUCAUUUAUUUAAUUAUAUGGGACAUAUUGGUGCAGGAAUUAUUUUGGGAGGAAUCGAUGUGAAAGGACCACAGGUCUGGAGUAUCGAUCCUCACGGUCAUACAAUCGCUAUGCCAUACCAUACACAAGGAUCAGGAUCCCUUGCUGCUAUGGGAAUUAUUGAAAACGAGUAUAGAGAAGAAGAUGGAGAGCUUGUCAUGACUGAGGAAGAAGCUAUUGAUCUAGCAACUAGAGCUAUAGAGGCUGGUAUUUAUAACGAUCUCGGUUCAGGAUCCAAUGUUGAUUAUGUUGUUAUUAAUAAAGAAGGACACAAAAUUAAGAGAUCUCAUAAAAGUGAUAAUAAGAAGUUGUUCGAGCACCCUGUUGGAUAUAACUUUCCUAAAGGUACAACUGAAGUCUUGGAAAGCUCUGUCAUCUCUCUUGAUAUUCAAGAUGGACAAGCACCAAUGGAGUUAUAAUUUGGUAAUGAUUUCACAAAUCAAUGAGGCUUUGAGG